This is a messenger RNA of Phacochoerus africanus (Common warthog), 939 nucleotides long. RefSeq names its product olfactory receptor 491-like. The transcript has a single exon. The coding region runs from base 1 to 933 and encodes 310 amino acids. Lineage: Eukaryota; Metazoa; Chordata; Mammalia; Artiodactyla; Suidae. The record is from RefSeq and is a predicted model, not a curated record. Gene Ontology annotation, molecular function: odorant binding; olfactory receptor activity; G protein-coupled receptor activity. Gene Ontology annotation, biological process: G protein-coupled receptor signaling pathway; sensory perception of smell. Gene Ontology annotation, cellular component: membrane.
AUGGAGGCUGGAAACCACAGCAGGGUGACAGAGUUCAUCCUUUUGGGGCUCACGGAGGACCCUGUGCUUGGUGUCAUCUGCUUUGUGAUAUUUCUAGGCAUCUAUGUUGUCACCUUGGUAGGCAAUGUCAGCAUAAUUGCUUUGAUAAGAAGCUGUGCGCAGCUUCACACCCCCAUGUACCUCUUUCUUGGCCAUUUGGCUUUUGUGGACAGUGGUUGUUCCACAUCCGUCACACCUGUGAUGCUUAUAGGAUUCUGUAGACAAGGAGUGGCCAUCACCACUGCUGGCUGUGAGGCCCAGCUCUGUUUUGUGGUCUUCUUCGGGACAGCCGAGUGCUUCCUAUUGGCCGCCAUGGCCUAUGACCGCUAUGUGGCCAUCAGCUUGCCCCUGCUCUACUCCACCCACAUGUCCCCAAGAGUCUGUGUCCUCUUACUGGGAGCUUCCUAUCUGGGUGGGUGUGUGAAUGCUUGGACAUUUGCUAGUUGCUUGUUGAGUCUGUCCUUCUGUGGACCAAAUCAGAUAGACCACUUUUUCUGUGAUUUCUCCCCUUUGGUGAAACUUUCCUGCUCAGAAGUCUCUGUUCUUGAAAUUCUCCCUUCCAUCUCCUCUGGGUCCAUCCUUGUUGUCACAGGGUUUGUCAUAGCUCUCUCUUACAUCCGCAUCCUCUUCACCAUCCUGAAGAUGCGCUCCACUGAAGGAAGACACAAGGCCUUCUCCACCUGCACAUCCCAUCUCACGGCCGUUACGCUCUACUAUGGAACUAUCACCUUCAUUUACGUGAUGCCCACGUCCAGCUACUCCACUGGCCAGAACAAUGUGGUGUCUGUGUUCUACAGUGUGGUGAUCCCCAUGCUGAACCCCCUCAUCUACAGCCUGAGGAACAGAGAUGUAAAGGAGGCCCUGAGGAAGGCAACUGUUAGGAUAUAUUAUUAGGUUCCA